AUGUGUAGACUUUUUGGUUAUCACAUUAUGAUUGUCUCAAAGUACUUCGAAGACAUCAUAGAUUUUAUUAACUUGGAGUUGGUAUGCAAGAAGUUCCAAGGUAAUAUGGGAAAGUUUCAUUUCAACCCAAUUUCUUUGAAUUACAAAACGUUUGGAUACUUUCCAAAUAUAGAGACACUUCACUUGUGGAGUAAAGAAGAUGAGACCUUUGGCAAUGGAUUUAUGAUCAACACAAAAGAAAACAGAGAAAAUAAAGGUGUUUUGAAGAAAGAAUUUUAUCGAAUCAUUGUGUGGUUCAAUGUUGACUUUGAAACUGUUGAAAAUAACAAAAGUCAAAACAUCGAGUUUAAAAACGUUACUUACACGCAAAAUGAUAGAAAGAAAUUUGGUAAUAAUAUACCAUCUAGUGUGACAUCAAUCGGUGAUGGUGUUUUGGUGGAUGCAUUGAUCUUAGCAGUAAGUCUAAACAACGUUACCAUACCAUCAAGUGUUACAUCGAUUGGUGAUGGUUGUUUCCGUCAAUGCAAUAGUUUAAAUAACGUUACAUUAUCAUUGAGUGUUAUAUCAAUUGGUGAUGGUUAUUUCUAUGAAUGCAAUAGUUUACACAAUGUUUUUAUACCAUCGAGUGUUACAUUGAUUGGUGAUCAAUGUUUCUUUAAAUGUGUUAGUCUAACUGGUAUUACAAUACCAUCAAGUAUGAAAUCAAUUGGUGAUUGUUGUUUCAAAGAAUGUAUUAAUUUGACUAAUGUUACAAUACCAUCAGGUGUGACAUCAAUUGGAAUUCAAUGUUUCCCAUUAAAUAUAAUAGUUCAUCGAGAUUAA
Molecule: messenger RNA, 822 nt
Organism: Entamoeba invadens IP1
Lineage: Eukaryota; Evosea; Mastigamoebida; Endamoebidae
Exons: 2
Coding region: 1-822 (273 amino acids)
Source: RefSeq, a predicted model, not a curated record